This is a messenger RNA of Mus caroli (Ryukyu mouse), 3407 nucleotides long. Lineage: Eukaryota; Metazoa; Chordata; Mammalia; Rodentia; Muridae. The record is from RefSeq and is a predicted model, not a curated record.
CGGCGCAGCCAGGGCUGGAGCCCGAGCGCAGAAGCCGACGGGCCGGGCCGGGAUGGUGCAGAGGCGGCUCCGCGGCGCGCGCACGCACUGAGCGGGCCCGGGCUGGGCCUCGCGUCCCCCGAGCCCCCCGCGCCCCCCGCCGCCCCGGCCCGGGCCGGCAUGAUGUGCCUGGAAUGCGCCUCGGCGGCGGCGGGCGGCGCGGAGGAGGAGGAGGCGGACGCCGAGCGGCGGCGCCGGCGCCGGGGGGCGCAGCCAGGGGCUGGAGGUAGCGCUUGCUGCGGGGCGCGGGGUGUUGGGGGCGCUGGAGUCCUGUCCGCCGACGAAGAGGUGCAGACGUUGUCCGGCAGCGUGAGGCGGGUCCCGUCCGGACUCCCCAGCAUCCCCAGCACCCCUGGCUGCGCAGCCGCUGCCAAGGGCCCCAGCGCGCCGCAGCCCAAACCCGCCAGCUUGGGCCGAGGGCGGGGGGCAGCCGCUGCCAUCCUGAGCUUAGGCAACGUGCUCAACUACCUGGACAGGUACACUGUGGCAGGUGUUCUUCUGGACAUCCAGCAGCACUUUGGGGUCAAGGACCGGGGCGCCGGCUUGCUGCAGUCAGUGUUCAUCUGCAGCUUCAUGGUGGCUGCCCCCAUCUUUGGCUACCUGGGCGACCGCUUCAAUAGAAAGGUGAUCCUCAGCUGCGGCAUCUUCUUCUGGUCUGCUGUCACCUUCUCCAGUUCUUUCAUCCCUCAGCAGUACUUCUGGCUACUAGUCCUGUCCCGAGGGCUAGUAGGUAUUGGUGAAGCCAGCUACUCCACCAUAGCACCCACCAUCAUUGGCGACUUGUUUACCAAGAACACACGCACACUGAUGCUAUCUGUCUUCUAUUUUGCCAUCCCCCUGGGCAGUGGCCUGGGCUAUAUCACAGGUUCCAGCGUGAAGCAGGCAGCUGGAGACUGGCAUUGGGCCCUGCGGGUUUCCCCUGUCCUGGGCAUGAUCACAGGAACACUCAUCCUCAUCUUGGUCCCAGCCACUAAGAGAGGCCAUGCUGAUCAACUUGGGGGGCAGCUCAAAGCACGGACCUCUUGGCUCCGAGACAUGAAGGCCCUGAUCCGAAACCGCAGUUACGUCUUCUCCUCCCUGGCCACAUCCGCUGUGUCCUUCGCCACAGGGGCCCUGGGCAUGUGGAUUCCCCUCUAUCUUCACCGUGCUCAAGUUGUACAAAAGACAGCAGAGACUUGCAACAGCCCGCCCUGUGGAGCCAAAGACAGCCUCAUCUUUGGAGCCAUUACCUGCUUUACUGGCUUCCUGGGCGUAGUCACGGGCGCAGGAGCCACUCGUUGGUGCCGCCUGCGGACUCAACGCGCUGACCCAUUGGUGUGCGCUGUGGGCAUGCUGGGAUCUGCCAUCUUCAUCUGCCUCAUCUUUGUGGCUGCCAAGACCAGCAUUGUAGGCGCUUAUAUCUGCAUUUUCGUUGGAGAAACACUGCUGUUUUCUAACUGGGCCAUCACUGCAGACAUCCUCAUGUAUGUGGUCAUCCCCACUCGGCGAGCCACUGCUGUGGCCCUGCAGAGCUUCACCUCCCACCUGCUGGGGGACGCUGGAAGCCCCUACCUCAUUGGCUUUAUCUCGGAUCUAAUCCGCCAGAGCACCAAGGACUCCCCGCUCUGGGAGUUCCUGAGCCUGGGCUAUGCCCUCAUGCUGUGCCCUUUUGUCGUGGUCCUGGGUGGCAUGUUCUUCCUUGCCACUGCUCUCUUCUUCCUCAGCGACCGUGCCAAGGCUGAGCAGCAGGCUGACGAGGUCCCUGCCCAGCGCCUCCGGUCUACCGGCCCCAGUGAUUCGAUGUGCCAGAGCCGUGCCUGGGCCCAGUCCCCGCUGAUGUACCACCCUGACCCCCGCCCGUCUCUCCCUCAGGGUGAACCAGCUGGUGAUGCCGCCUGCAUCCGUGAAAGUCUGAGGUGGUGCCACUGGGACAGCAGUGAACUGCAGUUUAGGUUGGGAGAGGUUCUCCAGCAUCCUGGACCGGCAGGACGGUCCCAAAGCUUCCUGUGUAACUCACAGUUGGGUACCCACCCUCUUUGGCCUAGGACUGCCAGGACUGAGUGGCCCUAUCUUCAAGAAGAAGCCGCGUCCUCAGUUAGCCUGGAAGGCUGUGUGUGCUGGAACCACUCAGUCGGACACAACUCCAGCCCUGGCUGGGGCCUGGAGGGCCAAGAUAGAAGCCACCGUGCAGCGGGCAUUUGGGGAGAUUCUGGCCUGCCCUUAGCUCAUGUGAUCUUGAGGGAGCCACUGUCGUCCUCCUUCGACAGUAGAAGCAAGGAGCUGGAGCUUCCUCCAUUGUGUGCCAUGCAAGGCACACUCCACAGCUUUGAAGAAACAGGUCCUGGGCUAUACACAGAAGACAUGGCUCAAGUCUCAGGACCUCAGUUCCGGUUCUGAGGUCCGCCAAAGGCUCUGGUGUAUGGGGACCACUUCCCCACUGUUAGGCUCUAACCUUGGGAACAGCAAAUUCAGCCUGGCAUAUGUAGCUGGGUAUCCACUUCUGGGUGUUCCUGGCUGGGACAGUCUCCCAGGAUACUGUCUCUGCUGUCUUCAGCUAGUUCUUUGCCUGGAGGUUUUCUCAGGUGGGAGCACCCCCUUAAAGAAAGCUGCGGCACUAGGCGGUGAAGGCCCUGGUGGUAGGCUGAGAACUUGACAACCUUUCCUUACCCCAGCCCCCCAACUCCUGCAGUACCCCAGAAGCCACCUCAUCCUACAGGAUGCCCCAAGAGUUCUUUCUAAUGAGGAGUCAGAUAAGAUGCUAAAGGACUUACCCACACUACUUCUUGGCCUAGGGUAUAAAACUGCUGGAGAUUGCCCACCAGUGCCUAUAGGUAUCAUACCCCAACUGACUCUCCUGGGGCCAGGCCUUCACCCCAGCCUUUGAUCACACUCUUCCCACACACACACAACCCCUCACUCCCCUGCAGCCACCUUAGUCACCUCUGGGCACUUAUCCCCAGCUUUACACUCCUUGCACGCUGUAACCAAGGUGGCUCUGGUCCUGGGGUACCAUUGCAACUUACAGGAAAGUUCCAGAACCAGCUUGGAGAACAGUCCCUGUGGCUGUAUCCCACUUGCUGUGGCUUCAGUGGUGUUAGUUAGUGGUACCCACCCCACCAAACUCUGGGGCACCCUGGGGGUUUGGGCGUGGGUUUGCAGAGGGUGCUAUCCCUAAAGACCAGCCUGGCUCCCACCCUAACCCCGGCAGGGGCCCUAGCAAUGUUUUCUUGUUGUACAAGAACCAGGUCCAAGUGUUGCCUCCUCUUCCUUCCGGAAGCUGAACUGCUCCUUUAUUUUUUAGAGCUGCUGAUUGUGAAUCUCAAAGUCUUAAGAGAGAAGCCAAAUAUAUAUUCCUCUUGUAAAUGAAUAAAUAAACCUAUUUAAAUGUU